Messenger RNA from Salvia hispanica, 1600 nucleotides. RefSeq names its product glucan endo-1,3-beta-glucosidase-like. The record is from RefSeq and is a predicted model, not a curated record. NCBI's taxonomy places the organism in Eukaryota, Viridiplantae, Streptophyta, Magnoliopsida, Lamiales, Lamiaceae. Gene Ontology annotation, molecular function: hydrolase activity, hydrolyzing O-glycosyl compounds. Gene Ontology annotation, biological process: carbohydrate metabolic process.
CAACACAAUAUUCCUCCUAAACUCAACAAUGGCCAUCAUCAUGUUUUCCCUCUUCCUCCUCCUCCUCUCCGCCGGCUCCACCGGCGUCCAUUCAAUCGGCGUGAACUACGGCACCCUGGGCGACAACCUCCCCCCACCCGCGCAGGUAGCCCAAUUCAUCAAGGAGAAAACAAGCAUCGACCGCAUAAAAAUGUUCGACGCGAACCCGGACAUCCUCCGCGCCUUCGGCAACACGGGCAUCCUGGUGGCCAUCACCGUCCCCAACGGCGAGAUCCCCUCCCUGACCGACCCCAAAUCCGCCCGCCGCUGGGUCACCGACCACAUCAAGCCCUUCUACCCCGACACCCGCAUCAACUACCUCCUCGUCGGCAACGAGGUCCUCCACUGGGGCCCCCAGGAGCUCAUCGACAACCUCGUCUCCGCCAUGUCCUCCCUCCACAACGCCCUCAUCCUGGAAGGCAUCACCGACAUCGCCGUCACCACCGCCCACUCCCUCGCCAUCCUCGAGCCCUCCGACCUCCCCAGCCUCGCCCGCUUCCGCCCCGGCUGGGACGUCGCCGUCCUCGCCCCAAUGCUCGAGUUCCACCGCCAGACCAAGACCCCCUUCAUGGUCAACCCCUACCCUUACUUCAUGUACUCGCCCGACAAGGCCGACAUGGCCCUCUUCCGCCCCAAUAAAGGCUUCUUCGACAAGUACACCCGCCGCACCUAUGGCAACCUCUUUGAUUUCCUCCUCGACUCUGUCUACAUGGCCAUGAAGAAGCUCAGGUAUGCUGACGUCGAGAUUGUGGUCGGGGAGACGGGGUGGGCCUCGCUGGGGGAGGUCUUCGAGCAGCCCAAGUGUUCGGUGCCCAACGCAGCCGACUACAACGGCGGUCUAGUUAAACAUUUCGAUGCUGGGAAGGGCACGCCGCUCAUGCCGAAGAAGAGGUUCGUGACCUACAUUUUUGGGCUAUUCAAUGAGAAUCAGAAAACGGGUUCGCUCGCCGAGAAGAAUUUCGGGCUUUUCAGGCCCGAUUUUAGCCCUGUUUACGACGUUGGGAUCAUGCGGGCCGGGGGUGCACCUAAUCAGCCUAUCAAGGAUAUUCCGGCAGGUCCAGCAGUGACGGUGGGAAAGAAGUACUGUGUGCCCAAGUCGGAUGCGAGCGAUGCUGCACUUGAGAGCAACAUUAACUAUGUUUGCAGCCAAGGCAUCGACUGUGCCCCAAUUAAACCCGGUGGCGCGUGCUUCAAACCCGACACUCUCAAGGCCCACGCCUCCUACGUCAUGAAUGCUUACUAUCAUGCUAAAGGCCUCGAUGAUUUCAACUGUGACUUCUCCGGCAGUGCAGUCAUCAUCUCUACUGAUCCCAGUGACGCAUCUUGCAAAUAUGCUUCUUGAGAGAGCCCCCCACUUUUGUCGACUUAGUUUCUAGAAUUAGGUAUUUAUUUGUAACGAGGUUCAUUUGUACCGAGAAAGAAAUUAAAUGUCCUUAACAAUUAUACUAUUAUUCUGUUUGGACAAUUUAAAUGUGAUACAUUGUUGUAAUCUAUAGUUAUAAUGGAUUAAUUUGUUGUAAUAUAUCUGAUUAAAGAACGUGAUUUCAUUAGGCCCAUCGCA